This is a messenger RNA of Lineus longissimus, 1031 nucleotides long. RefSeq lists its product as uncharacterized. The record is from RefSeq and is a predicted model, not a curated record. Lineage: Eukaryota; Metazoa; Nemertea; Pilidiophora; Heteronemertea; Lineidae. The coding region runs from base 30 to 1031 and encodes 333 amino acids. The transcript is spliced from 2 exons.
GUGGAUUUAUUUGGUCAACCUUUUCGAAUAUGGCACCCGUCCAGUCAAGACUUCUAUUUGCUCUGGCAGCUGGUUCAGCUGUUGCUGCAAUGGCUGCAGCUGUGGCAUACCACAAGAUGAAGCGUCGCCGUACUAAAAGAACUGUAUGGGUCAGAAAAUGGAUCCAGAGGAGAAAAACAAGGGGAUCGUAUGCCAUGCUAGUAGAUGAGUUGCGACUAGAGGAUCCAGGAUCAUACAAGAAUUAUUUGAGGAUGGAUGAGGAGACGUUUGAGCACCUAGUUCAACUGGUGACGCCUUACGUGGCAAGGGAAGACACCAACAUGCGCGAGGCAAUUACUCCAGCAGAACGUCUGGCGGUUACUCUAAGGUUCCUAGCCACUGGGGAAACUUUCCAGAGUCUUCAGUUUUCAACACGGCUGAGUCGCUCAACAAUCGGUGCAAUAAUACCAGAAACGUGCUGUGCAAUCUACGAAACCUUAAAGAUGGAUUAUAUCAAGGUGCCGUCGAACGAACAAGAAUGGCUCAAGGUUGCAGAGGAAUUUGAAACAAAGUGGAACCUUCCCCACUGUUUGGGUGCAAUGGACGGAAAACACGUUGUUUUCCGCCCACCAUUGCGCUAUGGCUCCUAUUUCUACAACUAUAAAGGCACCCAUAGUAUUGUUCUGUUUGCAUUGGUUGAUGCCGACUACAAGUUCUUGAUGAUUGAUGCUGGAACCAACGGUCGUGUCGGAGAUGGAGGUGUUUUCAGGAAGAGCGAUCUCAAUAACGCUAUGGCGGAUGGGACUAUACAUUUUCCUGAGGCAAAACCCUUACACGAUUGCGAUGCCACUAUGCCCUAUUUUUUCGUAGCAGAUGAUGCUUUUCCUUUACAAACUGACAUCAUGAAGCCGUAUCCAUUUAGAAAUCUUGAUAAAGACAAACGUGUUUUCAACUACCGCCUGAGUCGGGCUAGGCGUGUGGUUGAAAAUGCAUUUGGGAUAUUAGCUAACAGAUUUCGCGUGUUUCUUUGCUCCUAUUCUGCUAUCCCCUGA